GCAUUUAAAGGGAGACAACACAGUUUUUCGACUGUCAAACUUGUCAAUUGUAUUAUUUGCCUGUUUAUGAAGUAGGAGCAACAAUGAGUUGUGUGGGGUGUUGUAAGGCUAUAAAGCCUCGCUACAAGAGGCUUGUGGAUGACAUCUUCCCAGUUAAUCCUCAGGAUGGUCUUGUUAAGAACAACAUGGACAAGUUGACAUUUUACGCGCUGUCAUCUCCAGAGAAACUUGAUCGUAUUGGCGAGUAUCUGGCUUCAAAGCUGAGUCGAGAUGUGGCAAGAAAGAGAUACACGCUGGUUAAGAUUGCCAUGGAUGCGCUGGAUCAGCUACUGGUGUCCUGCCAUGACUACAGCCUCAACCUGUUUGUGGAGAGCUUUCUCAAGAUGGUCCAGAAACUGCUGGAGUGUGAUGAGCUGGAACUGCAGGUCCUGGCUACAGCCUCGUUUGUCAAGUUUGCCAAUAUUGAGGAGGACACUCCAUCAUACCAUCGUCGCUAUGACUUCUUUGUGUCCAAGUUCAGUGUCAUGUGUCAUGGUGGCACCAACAAUGACAAGCAGAGAUCUAGGAUUCGCCUCUCAGGUGUGAAGGGUCUGCAAGGGGUUGUUAGGAAGACGGUGUCUGACGAGCUGCAGGUGAACAUCUGGGACCCCAUACACAUGGACAAGAUUGUACCUUCAUUACUCUACAACAUGCACGAUCCUGGGUUUGUACCCGUGGAUAUAGAGAGCACCAAGGAUGAUGAGCACCCAGCCCAGGUUGCUGAGACCGUCCUACGGGACCUCAUAUGUCGAGCCUCCUACGGGAAUCUCAAACCUGUCCUGAGGCCCAUACUUGUACACAUGGACAACCACAAGCUUUGGACCCCACCCACCUUUGUAGUGAAGUGUUUUAAAAUAGUCAUGUACUCUGUGCAGCAACAAUAUGCUUAUGUGGUUAUCCAAGCCCUGAUGUCGCAUCUAGACACCCAUCAGAAAUCUGCCCCCGACAUUAAGGCUGCCAUAGUAGAUGUGUUGUUUGAGGCAGUCAUAAUAGCAGCUGGGGCUUCUGUUGGACCAUCUGUUCUGGAUGUAUUCAAUACCUUGGUGAAACAUCUGCGUAUUUCAUUGGACAACAAAAGUUCUGAUGAGACUAUACGAGCCCAGGAAAAGAAAUUUGAAGAAUCUCUUAUUAACACUAUAGGUCAGUUUGCCAACAACCUGCCUGACUAUCAGAAGAUUGAGAUUAUGAUGUUUGUUAUGGCCAAGUUUCCACAGUUUACAGCAGAGGAAUCAUAUGGCUUACAGAUGGAUGUACAACUUCAGACUAUGCUGUUGAAGACAUUAUUAAAGGUUGCCACUAAAUACAAGACAGUGAACAUGGCCAACGCAUUCCCACAAGAGUUCUUGCAGCCCUUGCUGCGCAUGUCUCUGUUUGAGGAGCCUGGCAUGCGCAUCAUCGUUCAGGAGAUAUUGCACACUCUCAUUGACCGCCACGAGAACUCAGAGAAACUGAGACAUGUCCAAGUGAUUCGAGAUGUUGCAAAGAUGGGAAUAAAGCUUGAGAAAGUAUCCAGACCUGACUCUUUGUUCAUGAAAAAGCAUGGUUCCCAGUUCUACUGGUACCUGUGUGAGAACAUGCGUCUGGAGAGUAACAAAGUGGACAACUUUGAAGCCCUGUACCGCACCAUGGCCUUGAUCACCGUGGAGACGGGCAGCAGAGACAUUGUGUCUGACCUCAUACGACUGGCACUCGAUAUGCAGGAAAUUGCAUCAGACAAUUGCCCACAAUCUAAAAGUCCUGGAGCUUCUGAUAAAGAAGGGAAUAUCUCAAUGAACGACCUCAGUCUGCCGUUGACCCACAAGUGUGCCAUACACGCGCUGGUUGGAGCCUUGCUGUGCCUGGUGGCACAGAUCUGUGAGCUACCGGAGCUGUUACAGUACACACUGGAGAUUUUAGAAUGCAGAAAAACAGAAGCACCACACAUGCUGCCAGAAUUUGCUUUCAACCGAAAGAACAGGCCAAAUAGUGCUUCAGAAUUACAUGUGACAAUCCUCACGGACUUUAACCACAAGCUCUACCCCGAGGUGGAGACACUGCGAGACAGCUGGGUGUUCCAGCAGGAGGCCAUCUCCAGCAUCCUUAUGUCUGCUGAGGUAGAUGUGUCACGUCUCUCCACGUCCUUCAUACAGAAACCAUUGGGGGUCUCAGAGGUUGAUGGCAAUAGGAGCAUGAGUGACGUCAACUCCAUCGUGAUGGACUUUGAAUCUCCAGAGGCCUCUCCAAUGCAGGGCCGGAGACGUGAAACAGAAGAAAUCACGGUGGAAUCAUUAAAGAAGAUGCUAGCUGAGGAUCCCAAGGUGCGGAGGGAGGAGGAGGAGAGGAAGAGACUGGAGAUUGUCAACACCUUCCGCAAUGACCCCUUUGAGGAGAUAGUUGCACGAGCAGAGGCAAAGUCAAAUCAUUUCCACAACAAACUGAAUGAGAUUCUGUCGAUGGUGUCAAGGGGUUCUGACAGUCCGGCGAUGCUUAGAGGUGCCUCAAAACAACCUCCCACCAUACUGGACAUACAGUUCCCAGACCUCUAUGUGUACUAAACUCACAUACAGUUCUUGGAGACCCUUAUGUCUGCUAGGCUUAAGUAAAUUGUUGGUUUUAUAGAAUUUUAAGCAACACCAUUUUAUUUGUCUUAUGUUGCAGCUUGAAUUAAAUGCGUGUUUUGAGUAAUUAGCCAAACUUUAUUUUGAGCCACGUGAGUUCAAGGCAAUCAGGUUUUUACUGUAUGACUCUGAGUAUUGAAUGUUUGUCGAGCAUCAAUA
This is a messenger RNA of Dreissena polymorpha, 2795 nucleotides long. Its product is annotated as protein EFR3 homolog B-like. Gene Ontology annotation, cellular component: plasma membrane. The transcript is spliced from 24 exons. The coding region runs from base 84 to 2573 and encodes 829 amino acids. NCBI's taxonomy places the organism in Eukaryota, Metazoa, Mollusca, Bivalvia, Myida, Dreissenidae. The record is from RefSeq and is a predicted model, not a curated record. Gene Ontology annotation, biological process: protein localization to plasma membrane.